Molecule: messenger RNA, 5101 nt
Organism: Pocillopora verrucosa
Lineage: Eukaryota; Metazoa; Cnidaria; Anthozoa; Scleractinia; Pocilloporidae
Biological process (GO): homophilic cell-cell adhesion; synapse organization
Cellular component (GO): axon; neuronal cell body; plasma membrane
Molecular function (GO): axon guidance receptor activity; protein binding
Source: RefSeq, a predicted model, not a curated record
GAACUGCGAUGCUAGCAUCUCAGUCGAGGUUUAACUUCUGAAAUAGGCAGGAAAUUUCCAACGUUGUUUUGAUGAGUAUGGUGGGAACGCCAAACGAAAUCUGCCAAAAUUAAUAGUGCAUGCGAACAAUCAUUGUUCUGUUCAUUAAAACCCGUCGUUUGGUGAAAGAGGUCACCGAAAAAUUUUGUAUAACUGAAAUCAUCUACCAGGGUGAGAAACAUUGACACCUUCUUCGGCUGGCUUAAGAUAUACGUUCAUAUCUUCAACGCAUCAUGAGAGCGGAGCAGAUUCUUCCUCAAAUGAGCCUGUUGGUUCUUCUUUUGAUGUUCGACAACGAAGGACAUUCAAGAUUGGCAGAAGGCAAAACUCUCCAGAAGUUUGCUCAUGACAAAAAAGGAUCUCCCCCGACAUUUAUCAAGUCCCUCAAGAGCAAAACGAUCCGAGAAGGCAAAGGUCUGUCCCUUACUUGUAGUGUAACAGGGAAACCCAAGCCUCGUAUAAAAUGGAAGAAAGAUGGCCGGACCAUUCUAACCGAUGAUAGAAUUACGAUUCGAAACAUGCAUAAACUGAGGAUCAAAAAUGCGGGUCCUCAGGAUAGUGGUAUCUAUCAUUGUUUCGCCAAGAACCGUCAUGGACAGUCUAACAGUGAAAAAGCAAAGGUGACAGUCCUAAGUGAUGGGACAUGCAAGCCAUACAACGGAACCAUUUGCUCAAGAUACAUCUCCAAGGAUACAAAAGUGUUUGUUCAACAACUCAGACCACAGCGUGAAUCGGAAAAGAAAAUUAUUCAUGCAGCUUCAGUCCUAACAGGCUACAUGAGUACUCAAUGCAAAGAUUCGCUUCUGAGAGCCCUCUGUUACAACCUCUUUGCACCGUGCCAAGGCGGAAAGCAUAGGAGAUCUCCGAGACGCCUUUGCAAGGACGAUUGUGAAGUUAUUCAAGGCAGGGCCUGUUCAAAAGAAAUAAAGUUGCUUAACGAAAGGCUUGGCGGAAAUGCCGAUGAAAUUAUUCCAAACUGUUCCUCGUUGCCGUUUCAGAGCACAGUUGAAGCAAAGAAUUGUUUACCGAUACGAAACAAAAUGCAAACGUGUGAGACGUCCAAAGAUCCAUUUCAAGCAAACAUCAAGCCAUUAAAAAGGACCUUUUCGAUAUGCAGUAAAAGAUUUAGCCGGAUCGAUAAAAUUUACAACAAAGAGGUACUCAGUCUCGUGAAAAACGUGAAGGCAGAGCUGCACAAUGGUAACAUGGCGCUAGAAUCACAGUCUAUGGAGUUAUCGACUUAUUGUCUUUCUGCCUCUCUCCCUCUGAGCAAACUGGUUCGUGAUUGGACAGCUUACUUUAGGACGCCACUCCUCCCCAACCUUCCACGACCAUACAACUUGACGGUUCUUGGAUUGGAAAUUUCGAUGGUAAAUUCAAGUGUUGGCUCCAUAUGGGUUCCUCUCGGCUACGCAGCAAUAUACACAGUACACAGGAAGAUCACCUUGCGAAACGUGACCUUCUUUUAUCGACACCAGUCAGGACAUGGAUCCUUCAUUGCUAAAGGGAAGUACAAAAUUUGUGAUACUGUUUUUGAUACGACUGUCGAAUCACUUCCAGAUGGUAAUGUCAAGCUCAGCGGUAAUUCAGAAACACCCAUUGAUGUAAGCACCAUCGAAAAUGCCUUCGUGUCCGCAAGUCCGUCUUCGAUGUUGGUCAAAGCGAUCGAAAAAGUCAACUUAUUUGUGCUUCGUUUGAUGAGACCUUCCAUGGAAGCAUACAUCAAUAAAGAUUUGAUUGUGAAAUUCUCUGGAAAGUCAUACUUAUACAUGGACACUAGCACCAAGGCAGUUCCUAUCACUCUGGAAAUUUUUGGCGGGAAGUGGGGAAGAGAAGACGUACUUUUGGCGGGAAUUACCAGCAGUCGGAUCACAAUGAACCAAGCAUUGCAUUUGUUCACAAGCUUAUCACUUCCAUAUUUGGAUAUGCAUGCUUCCAACGAAUCAAGAGUUGGAAUAGUACUCUCUGCGCAGGCUCUGGACCUUAGUCAAAGUCCAUAUGAAAUAUUUAAGGAAGCACCGCUGGCACAUGCAUUUGCAGACACUGUCCCUGACGGUUUAAGCCUGGUAACCAGUGGAGCAAUUCCCGUUCAAACACACAAGGACAACCAAGUGUGUCAGCUUUUCCAGACUAUUUUUGGCCGUGGAAGUGAGCUUACACUGAAGGCAUCGACAAACUGGGCUUCCAUCAGCCUCGACUGGCAUUUUAUCAAUCUUGCUGCAGGAGCAUUGUCACCGUUUGACCGAGUGGAGAUGAAAAUGAAGAUCAAUGACACCAGGUUACUAAAGAUAGAGUCUUUGGGACACAUAAACAUCCCUCUUAGUGGAAUUCUUUACAAGAAAGGUCAGCGUUUAGACAGCUGGGAUAUUAGUGGUCAGCUAACAUACAGUGGACUAAAGGCAAACCUUGAAGCAAACUUUAAAACCCGAUCUGCUUGGAGAAAAGCCUUUGGAAUGGAGUACUUGACCAUGAAGAACCUACAGUUAGGAUUAUCGUUACCGAUUGGCCAGUCACAAAAAAGCAGCGCUACUGGCCAAGCUGAACUUCAGCUGGGUUCUCUGUGCAACGCAGCGCGCAAUCGUAAGAACGAAUCUAUCAAGAAAAGUUGCGUCACUGGUCAUUUGUCCUUGGGAUUGUCUGAUAAAUCUGCUGAUCGUUUCUUUUACGGCUCGCUGUCUCCUGUCAGUCUUCAAAAACUGCUUGAAGUGUGUAAUAUCAAUCACAAGCUGCCUGUCGCCCUGGCAACGAUAGGAUUUCCUGAAGGUCUAAAGAUCUCUGCCGCAAAAGGAGCGCACAACCUUAGCGUUCUUGAAGGACCAACCAUAAAACCAGGUUUCAUUCUGUCAGGCAAGAUGAGUUUAUUCGGAAUUGAGACCACAGGAGCAGUUUCGCUUUUACCUGAAGAGUUUGUAAUUGAUGCCAAAAUUAAAUCAGAUGAAGAUCUCGCCACUAUGGACGACAUCACACUAUCAUCUUCCUCGACUGCGGGUUCCAAUCUUAAUUCUAAGCUUUAUCUGACAGCUCGAAUGGAUUCAGUUCCAUCCGUAAAGGCACACCUUGACGGCUUUCCUCGGCUGUUUGGUAUAUUUAAGGACGUACAGAUACUUGCUACACGUGAUUCUUUGCAAAUUCAUCUGGCCAGUGACGUCAACAAGUCCUACAAAAUCGAUGUCCACUUGAUAACUAACUACAGCGCGAAUCGUAACGACACCCAAUUUAAUGCCAUGGUUGUCUUCGACAGUGGUUUGUCCAAGUUGACACGUCUAGCCUCAGAUUACGUGGUAUCAAUGCUUGAAUCAGAGAUGUCGCGACUAAAAUCAGCCAAAAGUGAAGUACAACGCCUUAGAAGAGAAUGUAACAAAACAAUCAAACGAGAAUGCUUCUGGUGUUUGAACCAUGGAGUCUGUGCAAGUUCCUUCUCAGAUGCACAAAAUACCACGCAGAAGAAACGAGGCACGCCACGAAUCGGUUCACCGCUUGACAUUUGUCACCAGGUUGUAAUGAAACGUUGCCUAGUCAACUCUGGGUACCACAAUGUUUGCAGAUUCGUUAGUGCAAACUUGAGCAAGACAUGCGCAAUUCACCGCAGUGCGGCAAGGUCUCAAAAAGACCUGGAGAAGGGACUGCGCUGGGUCAAGGAAGCCGACCAACUUAUGUACAGCGAACUGUUACAGCUCCACUCUAUUUCGUUCAAAACGAAUGUCACAUCAACCAAUCUGGAGAAGAUUUACUUGGAAACUACCUUAGAACUAACAAUAUUUGGACAAAAACAAAGACUCGAAGGUCGACGCAUGGACUUCAACGAAUUCAUGAAAUUUUCGUCGGAGAUUGCCAAGUACGCAGUGGACUGGUACCAAAAGACGCAGCCGCAGUCGAAGCCAAAAUUACGUCAUCCAGAUAACAGGCCAAGGUCUCCGACGUGGUAAGCGAAGAUACCACACAAAUCUUUUCCUCUUCUCUUAUACUUUUAAAGCGAACAGCAUUAAAGAAGGAAAUUUAAGUUUGUAACAAGGGAAGAUAUAGCCAAGGGAACUAAUGUUUCACAACGGAAGAGAUUUUACACUUUUAUUGUCAAAUAUUACGAAGAUUUGUUACAGUUGUAAAUCCAAUUGUUAAGUUCAAUUGUUUAAACAAUGAGCGGAGGUAAUGUCACUUUGAAUUAUGGAGAGCGGUAGGUUCGCUAGAUCUCUUUUGAAAAGCCUCGUUUGAGAAUUUCGUUAUUCCUGAUUAGUCGUGUGAUAGCGUCACGCAAUCAUGUCACGCACGGAAUGAGUUCCCAAAUGCACAGCUGUAGAAGCAGCGAUUUGGACACUGCUGUUGCAGGGACCGCGCAGAGGUCAAAACAAAAAAUAAUUUAACAAAAAUAAGGGGACCAAAAAUAGCCCCCCACUCAAAAUCUUGCAGCGCGGUCCCUGUGUUGUAAUUAUUUCGCUAUCUUUUAACACUUUGUUUAUCCUCUGCUCUUAAGAGACACGUUUCGCAAAGACCUAAAUAUUUUUAUAAAAAACAUUAACUGUAGUUGAGACUUUUUCUGGCAACAAAAUUGGUGCUUGUAAUACAAUCAAACGCUGAGCUAUCAAGCCUGGACAAUAUCAGGGGAAACACCAACUUGUGCCGAGCGCGGGAAAACAUCAGCUCCGUGCAAAGCAUGGGAAAACGCCAGCUUGUAUAAAGCAGGGGAAGACAAAAAUCUUUGUGUAAAGCGCGGGAAGCUUGCAUCAGUGCAACGCACAAUUUGGUGAAGGCGUAAAGCCAUACGAAAAAGCGCAUUUGCUUCAAAGCCGUUGUUACGCUUUGCAUUUGAGGCGAUUUGUAUGACUUUAGGAAGCGCCAUAGUUUUAAUACUCAUGUACACUUCUAUAACUAUCAAAGGAAACAGCUUUGUUUGAACGGUUUGCAGCCAGUGUUUUGAUGAUUACAAACGAGUCCGCUUUAAAGUAAAAUCACAUGUACACAGUAUUUGAUAUUUAAUUAUAACCAUGGAAUUUCCGGAGGGAAGAUUUUAUGUACGUAGCAACUACGAAAUGUGGAAGAACACGUUUUGUUGAAACAAUAAAGUUAA